UUAACAUCGAUGUUCAUUGAUCCAAAAUGACAUCCAUCGUCAAAUUAUUCGUCGUAUCCCCAGACACCCGUUCUGAGCGUCGCUUCGACCUCCACGUAACGAUCCAACAACUCAAGGCGAAACUAGAGCUCAUCACAGGCAUCCCCGUUCAGAAUCAGAAAAUAUUGUUGCACAAUGGCGAUGACGAUUCUCAGGUCGUCGCGCAGCUGGAUGAUGAUGCUAAGCCGCUUGGGUACUACGGUGUUCGGGAUUUCCAGACGAUCAAGAUUGUAGAUACGAACCCUUCGACGUCGUUUACGGGUCAACUCUCCGAUGUAUCGCAAGUAGAGAAGUUCGAGCUCAGCGACGACGCAUACGCACAACGAACUGACUCCGUGUUGGCUUACAAGCAAAGACAUAAAGUAGGGCGCUUUGCGCCCUCUUCAACAGAACCUACUCCUGAUCCUACGGUAAACAUCCCCAUCGGAUCACGCUGCGAGGUAGAAUCAACAGAACCGGGCUUGAAUAAGCGUGGUGCAGUUCGGUUUUUUGGUCAGACUGAGUUUGCUGCUGGACUUUGGGUCGGUGUCGAGUAUGAUGAGCCGAUGGGCAAGAAUGACGGGUCUCUCAAAGGGGUGCAGUAUUUUACAUGUCGUCCGAACUACGGAGUGUUCGUACGCCCUACAAAAGUCACAGUCGGUGACUUCCCUGUGGAAGAGAUCGAUUUUGAUGACGAAGAAAUCUGAUGGGGUGUUGACGUACUCGUUGUAAUAUAUCCGCUGAGGAUUCACAGCUGUUAGAGAUCCAUGAUUAGGACCUUAAGGUGUAUUGAAACCCUCACCCUACCCCAAUGCCUCGGACAGGCCAGCCUUGGCAGCAAAACGCACUGUCCCCUGGUCCUCAGGACUCUAUAUGACUUGUGCCACGCACGAACCUAUGGCGAUGCGGCACUGGAAAUAUGCAUGCUAGUCAUAUUAUGAGACGGACAUGACACAUGACGUGCGUGUUAUUGGCCAAAUGCCCGUUUAUGUGUAGGUCACCGAGUUACCACUGUGUAGAGGAAAACAGUGGUUCCUUUCGAAUAAUGAGUCGUACGAUUGUCGUGACCAUAAUAUAAAAACACUUCUAGCUCCUGUCUGUUGAUUAGAUCAUGGACGAGCGACGUGCGUGUUUGAUCG
Molecule: messenger RNA, 1157 nt
Organism: Suillus fuscotomentosus
Lineage: Eukaryota; Fungi; Basidiomycota; Agaricomycetes; Boletales; Suillaceae
Product: CAP Gly-rich domain-containing protein
Exons: 5
Coding region: 27-725 (232 amino acids)
Biological process (GO): cytoplasmic microtubule organization; post-chaperonin tubulin folding pathway; tubulin complex assembly
Cellular component (GO): microtubule plus-end; nucleus; cytoplasm
Molecular function (GO): alpha-tubulin binding; microtubule plus-end binding
Source: RefSeq, a predicted model, not a curated record